AACCUCCCACCUCCGCCCUCACAGAUGCAGACUGUUGAGUGUUACACAUCAGCCGGGUUCAUUUUAGCUCAACUUCUGUGUCUCAUGCAGACUUAAAUCAGAGCUCGUGGUGGACUUCCAGCUACACGAGGUUUGGUGUUCUGAAAAUGUCUUUUUUGCCAUGUUAAUAUCUCAACCAUUAACUGAGGAGGGAAGAGACCGGCUGUGCUGGACAAACACAGACUGAGAGUUCAUCUCUGAACUCCUGAUUCGGACAUGGGGAAAGUCUACUAUGUCAGUAAAAACGUGGGCCUCGGAUUGCUUGUGCUGGCGGCCUGUGCUCUGGCUACAAUUAUAGCUCUGUCCAUUGCCUAUGACAAGGAAAGGGCCAAGAAUCGAGGCAAGCCUGGAGAUGGAGCAACAGAGAGCACCAGCUUGCCAACACCCUUCACCACUCCCUUUACUCCUAAGGAGCCCUGGGACUACUACAGACUUCCAGACUCUCUUGUUCCUGUCUCCUAUAAUGUCACCCUGUGGCCCCGGCUGAAGCCCAACGCAGACGGCCUCUACAUCUUCACUGGACAGUCAACUGUGAUCUUCAGAUGUGUGAAAGAAACAGACCUCAUCAUCAUCCACUCCAACAAGCUGAACCUCACCACCUUCCAGGGACACCAUGCUAAGCUGAGUGGCCUGGGUGAAGCCACUGCGCCCACAAUACAAAGGUCUUGGCUUGUUGUGCGGACGGAGUAUCUGGUUCUUCAGCUACGCAGCAGACUGACUGUUGGAACAUCAUAUGUACUUAACACUAAAUUUCGGGGGGAGCUGGCAGAUGAUCUGGAGGGCUUCUACAGGAGUGAAUACACUGAGGAUGGUGUAAAGAAAGUCGUCGCUACCUCGCAGAUGCAAGCAACAUAUGCCAGGAAAUCCUUUCCUUGCUUUGACGAGCCAGCAAUGAAAGCCGUCUUCAACGUCACCAUCAUCCACGACCGAGACACUGUGGCUCUGUCCAACGGCAGGGAAACCGGCAUUGAGGUUUCUGUCAUUGACAACGUGCCUGUCAGAGUGACUACAUUUGAGCCCACAGAGAGAAUGUCCACAUAUCUGCUGGCAUUUAUUGUCAGUGACUUUGUUGACAUUCAAUCAACCCUUAACAACAAUUUGUUGAUUCGAAUCUGGGCUCGAAGAAAAGCCAUAGACAACAAGCAGGGUGACUAUGCUCUCAACGUUACAGGGCCAAUCCUUCAGUUCUAUGAGCAUUACUACAAUGCCACAUAUCCGCUCUCCAAGUCAGAUCAGAUAGCUCUGCCUGACUUCCAUGCCGGAGCAAUGGAGAACUGGGGUCUGGUCACAUACAGAGAGACUGCCCUGCUCUAUGACCCCAUCAUGUCUUCCACUGGAAACAAAGAGAGAAUUACAACUAUCAUCUCCCAUGAAUUGGCACACAUGUGGUUUGGCAACCUGGUGACUCUGAAAUGGUGGAAUGACCUGUGGUUGAACGAGGGCUUUGCAUCAUAUGUUGAGUACCUUGGAGCUGACCAUGCUGAGCCCACCUGGAGCAUGAAAGACGAGAUCGUACUGUCUGAUGUGCACAAAGUGUUUGCUGUGGAUGCCCUGGCCACCUCUCACCCACUGUCCCGUCGAGAAGAGGAGGUCAACACUCCUGCUCAGAUCAGUGAGAUGUUCAACACCAUCUCCUACAGCAAGGGAGCCGCAGUGCUCAGGAUGCUGUCAGAGUUUCUCACUGAGCCUGUGUUUGCCAAAGGACUCAGUUCUUACCUGAAUACUUUCGCCUUUGGCAACACAGUGUAUACAGACUUGUGGGACCAUCUCCAGCAGGCAGUUGAAAACACACCAGGUAUUCAUAUUCCUCAUACCGUCCACAACAUCAUGAAACGCUGGACUCUUCAGAUGGGCUUCCCAGUGGUCACUAUUGACACCCGCACAGGAAGUAUCACCCAGAAACACUUUCUGUUGGAUCCAGAAUCUGUAGUGGACAGGCCCUCUGAGUUCAAUUACACAUGGUUUGUCCCAAUUAAAUGGAUGAAGACAGGUGUGGAGCAGGAACAGUACUGGCUCCUUCAAAGGACGGACGCUCACAAUCUGAUGAGAGUUUCAGGACAGGACUGGGUGUUGGCCAACAUCGAUGUAUCUGGGUACUUUAGGGUGAACUAUGAUCUUGGCAACUGGGAUCGUCUCCUUUCCCUGCUCAACACCAACCAUCAGGCCUUAUCAAUUAUCAACAGAGCACAGAUCAUAGAUGAUGCAUUCAACCUAGCAAGAGCCAAAAUAAUCAAUACUACAUUGGCCCUGAGAACAACCAAAUACCUGUCCAAGGAAAGAGAGUACAUCCCCUGGGAGUCAGCUCUGAGAAACCUCAACUACUACAUCCUCAUGUUUGACCGCUCUGAGGUUUAUGGAGCUUUACAGUCAUACCUCAAGAAACAAAUCCAACCACUUUUUGAGCACUUCAAGACAAUUACAGCUAACUGGACCAAAGUACCAUCAGGACACACUGACAAGUAUAAUCAGAUCAAUGCCAUUGGAACAGCCUGCAGUGCGGGUGUGGAGGGUUGCAGGGAGCUGAUCAAAAGCUGGUACAGACAGUGGAUGGAAAACCCACAUCGCAACCUAGACUUUUGUGGUAUUCAUUCUACAGUCUCCUGUGUGUUUGCCUUGAUGUUGACCAGGAUCCAUCCCAACUUGAAAAGCACAGUUUAUUGCUAUGCCAUAGCCUAUGGUGGUGUGGAGGAGUGGGACUUUGCCUGGAGAAUGUUGAAGAAUGCCACUUUGGCAUCUGAAGCUUCCAGGCUCAGGACAGCGUUGGCCUGCGCCAAAGCGCCUUGGCUUUUGAACAGGUAUCUGGAGUACACCCUAGAUGUAAGUAAAGUCCGCAGGCAAGACGCCCUCUCUACCAUCCAGUACAUCGCCGGAAAUGUUGUGGGGAUGCCGCUGGCCUGGAACUUCGUCAGAGCAAGAUGGAGCCAGAUUUUCCAGCUGUAUGGGGGUGGAUCAUUUUCCUUCUCUAACCUCAUCAGCGGGAUCACAAAGAGAUUCUCUACAGAGUUUGAGUUGCAGGAGCUGAGGAAAUUCAAAGAAGACAACCUCCACAUUGGUUUUGGCUCCGCCACCUUGGCCCUGGAGCAGGCUAUAGAGAAGACAACAGCCAACAUUAAAUGGGUGACGGAGAACAAAGCCCAUGUGCUGAGGUGGUUUACUGAAGAGUCCACAUGAGAACACUGAGAAAGUCAAAGUCAGACACUCUCUCUUUUUUUUUUUUUUUUGUACUAUCAGGGAUACAUAAUGAAUGACAAUCACUAUAAUCAUCAUGAUCAGCAAAUGGUGUGGUAAAGACAAGUGACACAAACAAUACCUCACUGGUCAUUCAGCACAAAGAAACGACAUAUUAUGAUCAGUGAACCACUUAUAUAACCAUAUAUCAGUGAUGUAGCUGUAAUAAAGAAGUUGAACCUUCACCCCUAGUCUGUGAUUGUCAGAGAGAAAAGCAUUUAUUUUUAAUCUCAGAGAGGCAUUCAUUUUAUGUCUUUUUCUUUUCUCCAUACUUCACAUUACGUAUUGCUGCUUACUAUGAUGUAUGUGAGCCAUGUGCAGAGCACCAGAGCAGCUUCAGAGUUCAUAGGCAUUCAUUUUACAAGUGGCUGAAACCUGUGAGUGUAUUUAGUGACCCUAAUCAUGACGGGAUGUUAACUUAAUGCCAUAUUUAAAAAUGACUGUGUUAUAUGUUAUUAACAGCUAUGAUAAAUUAACAUUGCCUGCAGCUUAUUUGAUAUACGUCAUUCUCAACACUGGUUGAAAUAUUUGGAUAAAUUGGAUAAAUUAAUCUGAUUAGAUUUGUAUUAGUCUUAUUGUCAUUUGUCCUUUUUUAAAAACUUGAUAACAUCAUAAAUCAUUGCACUAUAGGGUGUACUAAUUUUUGCCAGUCCUAUGCAAAGACUCAAUGGUGAAAUAAAUAAGAAAGGCUCAGACAGA
Messenger RNA from Epinephelus lanceolatus (giant grouper), 3966 nucleotides. Lineage: Eukaryota; Metazoa; Chordata; Actinopteri; Perciformes; Serranidae. The record is from RefSeq and is a predicted model, not a curated record.